Messenger RNA from Scaptodrosophila lebanonensis, 345 nucleotides. RefSeq lists its product as uncharacterized. The transcript has 2 exons. NCBI's taxonomy places the organism in Eukaryota, Metazoa, Arthropoda, Insecta, Diptera, Drosophilidae. The record is from RefSeq and is a predicted model, not a curated record. Bases 57 to 296 code for a protein of 79 amino acids.
AUCGAACGCAUGCGCAGUCGUACAAACAGUCUCGAGCCAAACAGAGAACCCUAAACAUGCUAAUCAAAACAUUGCUGCUUUGCUUUUUGGCGCUGGUGAUGUGUCUGCAGGUCUCAACGGCUAGGCAAUAUCAGUUUAUACCCGGGCGGUGCACUGUCCAACCAGGUCUAGAGAAACAAGUUGGGGGUCCAUUCACAAUCUGCACAUUUCCCCCAAAACACGUGAGGCCCACUCAAGAGGAUAUAAAUGCGGUGAUCCAACAUAUACAAUCAUUAAGAUUAGGUCACGUUCAAUAGAGGGGGGUUUCUUUUAAAAAAAUAAACCUUCUGAUUUCUCAAAAACAAA